UUGUCAGCUCAUUGGUCGUUUACAACGAAUGGACAAGGGCGUUCCGGCAGCAUUCAGACUUUCAGAGUGCCAAAAACCACUCGCUAUCGAAUCAGAGCCUGGGGAGCACGAGGAGGAACGCACUCCACAAACUAUGGUAAUUAUCCCGGAACUUACUACGGUGGAAAAGGUGCAUACAAAGAGGGCACGUUUACCUUGAGUAAAGGAACUGUACUGAAGAUUGUGGUGGGACAAAGAGGAGGAGAUUCAGUGGAGGUAAAAGAUGGACAGUCCACUACCUUGACAGCAGCUCAGCUGGGGCUGUCCGUAGAGGACAAUGCUGGAACUGGGGGAGGCGGAGGGAGCUUUAUUUAUACAACAAGUAACGUGCUUUUGUUAGCUGCUGGAGGAGGAGGGGGUGCAUCUAGCGGGUAUAACGGGGUGGAUGGUCAGGCGGGUACUAGCGGCACCAGUAGCGUUGGAAGAGAUUCAAGUCAGGUUCGUAGCGGAGGAACUGGAGGGAAUCCUGGUCAGUGUAACAGUGCAGGUGCUAGUUACCAUGGAGGUGUGGGUGCGGGAUGGUUAGGCCAAGGUUGUUCCAGGGCCGGGUCUGACCAUGGUGAAAGGGGUGGAUCGCGUGCUCAGGGCUGGGUAGGUGGACGUGCUGGAAGAAUGAAUAGUGGCUACAACGGAGGGCCUCCCCCUGGGGCCGUAGGAGGGUUUGGCGGUGGCGGAGGGGGAUCGGAAGAUAAUGGUGCAUCAGGAGGAGGUGGUGGAUACUCUGGGGGAGGUAGCGGCACACACUCAAACCAAGCAGGCGGGGGAGGGGGCUCUUACUGUAGUGGCUCGAAUUGUUCAGGGAUGAAUGGAGGUAACUCAAAUGACAAC
Porites evermanni is the source of this 867-nucleotide messenger RNA. NCBI's taxonomy places the organism in Eukaryota, Metazoa, Cnidaria, Anthozoa, Scleractinia, Poritidae. The record is from the annotation of a GenBank genome assembly.